AUGGUGGCGGCAGUGCGCGCCGUGCGCGCCGCCAUGCUGGCGUACCCGGAGGCCGAGUGGGUCUGUUGGGUCGACGCCGACGCCGCCUUCGCCGACAUGGACGCGGGCGUGUUCCUCAUCCGGAACUACCAGUGGGCGCCGGACCUCAUGGACGCGUGGGCAAGGAUGGGGCCGGCGUACCCGGAGCACGCCGCAUGGGGGAAGGCGAUGAGGGAGGAGCUGGCCGGGAAGCCCGACGCCGAGGCUGACGACCAGUCGGCGCUCAUGUACCUACUGGCGAGGGACCCCGGCGGCGCGCGGCGGUGGCCCAACCGGACGCGGCUCGAGACGGGGUACUACUUCCAGGGGUACUGGGCGGAGAUUGUGGGGCGGCUCGACGGCGUCGCGGCGCGGUAUGCGGCUGCCGAGCGCGAGUGGGCGGCGGGCGAGCGUGACCGGGAGUGGGCGAGGAUGGGAGAUAGGUACCUGUAG
Messenger RNA from Panicum virgatum (switchgrass), 471 nucleotides. RefSeq names its product probable glycosyltransferase 6. NCBI's taxonomy places the organism in Eukaryota, Viridiplantae, Streptophyta, Magnoliopsida, Poales, Poaceae. Gene Ontology annotation, molecular function: galactosyltransferase activity. The coding region runs from base 1 to 471 and encodes 156 amino acids. The transcript is spliced from 2 exons. Gene Ontology annotation, cellular component: trans-Golgi network; endosome; membrane. The record is from RefSeq and is a predicted model, not a curated record.